CAUUCUGUUAUUUUAAAUAUUUAGGUUCUUUAAUAAAUGUAUAAUAUAUUAUUAUUUUAUUUAUUCAUAUUAAUUCAAUGAACACUAUGAAAGUGCCAUAUGGAUAUUGUGACUUACGCGUCGAGCGAGUUAACGAUGAUAUUAUCAACACUUUUAUUGAAUAUGGGUACACUUUUAUUGCAGUAAAUACUACAGUAAAUUGUUCAAUACUAGGUGUUGGAAAUUCUAAUAGAAAAAAAAGAAAAAUUGCAGAAUGUAAUGGUGAAAACAAUGAAGAAAACGACUGGAUACCAACUCCUAAGUUAAUAAAUUGUGAUGAUUUGAAAUUGACUAUAGUUAAUCGAUUGACAGUACAAAUAUCAAAUAUUGGACAACUGCAUAGAAUUUUUAAUUCCCAAAAUUUUAAAUUGUUUAAUAUUCUUGCAGUAGAACCAUUGAAUGAUCAAGUUUUUCAAGACAUAUUGACUUCAUCGUCUAUUGAUAUAAUAACUUGUAAUAAAAAAACAUCUGUAAAUCCAAAGCAGUAUACAAUUGCAAUAGAAAAAAACAUUUAUUUUGAAGUAUCUUACGCGCCUAUGUUAGUAAAUUAUGUUGCUCGUCAAGAUACUUUAAAUUUAGCUCAUCUUUUGCAUAUAAAAGGAAAAUCAAAAAAUGUAAUUGUUUCGAGCGGAGCAGUUAAUAAAUUAGACAUACGUAAUCCUCAUGAUGUGAUGAAUUUAGGUAUUUUACUAGGUCUUUCAAAGAAACAGUCAAAAGAAUCAAUCACACGAGGAUGUUAUUCAAUUAUAUUACAGAGCUAUGAGAAAAAAAUAGGAAAGUCAGCAAUUAAUAUAGUACCAAGAACAAUCAAUUCAUAAUAUUGUAAAUAAUUUUUAAAAAUUAUAUAUAUUUAAUGAUUUGUUUUUAUUUUUAAUGGAAAAAGAAUAUUGUUAGAUAGAUAAUUUUUUUAACAAUGCAGAAUAAGCUCUCAAAAUCAAAAAGGGUUUUAAUAUAGUACAAAAUUGUAACUAUUUAUGAAUUUUUUAAGAUGAAUAAACUAAAAGCAAAUAAGUAUAAGUGAUUUUUUAAGUAUAUAUAAAUUGUAUUGUAAAAUUAACUUAACCCUAUUAUUUGCAAUUCGGCAUACAAUUGCUAAUUAAUGAUCUUGUACUUUAAUCAUAUAUGGAUUAAAUUAGUUAUAUUGCAUACCGUUUGGAUAAUUAAAUUUUUAUUCAAUUACUCAACUUGUGGCUGAUCCAACGAUCACUUUCCUCCUACCAGCUACCACCAAGUAUAUUAUAAUAAAAAAAAUAAUAUGGAGAAAUAAAUACUAAUAAAUAAAUAUUUUAGUUUUAUUACAUUUCUGUAUUAUGGUCAUUAAUUAUAGAAAUGUUUGUAUUAUGAUCAUAAUAUUGAAUAUUACCUUCAAAUUAAUAUUGUUAUACAACGUAUUAUGAGUAUUGACAUUUAAUAUUUAUAAUUCGAAUAAAGGAUAAUUGUACAGUGUUUGAUAAAUACAAUUGAAAUAUUAGUUUUUCAAAUAAAAGUAUAUCUUAUACAUAUUGACAUUUGCUCUGUACCAUAUAUAUUAUAUCCAUUGUUUCAUCAGCAAAGUUGAAAUUCAGCUUUUAUAAUUCAUUCCAAAAUGAUAUUUGAAGUAAUAUAAGUAAUAUACCCAAAAACAUUACUUAAUAAAUCCAUUUCGAAUGUAAUAUGAUAAAUAAAUUGUAUUCUUUUGAGGAUUUAAACCCAGUUGUUAUAUCCUAAUUUUUAGAGUUUAUUUUGGCUUUACCAAACAGAUUAUCUCAAGAAUCUUAUACUUAUUGAAUAUCAUCUUUGAAUGACUUCCAACCCUUACUGUAAAUGACCGCCCACACUGGGUCUUGCAGUAUGUGGUAGCUUGAAUACAGGCCACCUGAGCUACCGUCCGUGGUUGGUCCUGGUCGGCUACCGUUCUCCACUUUUCGGCUAUUUCCCUGCCGCUCAUUUUGUCUUUAAGGGGUGGUUACUGGUUAGUAUAGUAAUUGAAUUUUUUUUUAUGUGUGCAAAUGCGUGUUUUAGGCAGGACACAUAUAUUUUUCGUAGUGGUUGCUGGUCGGUGAGGAAGACUCCUUUUCCGACAUGCUUCGCUAGUCUUACCGGCCUUACCAUUUCGACGCGAACCCGGCAUGAAAAUCUUUGUGGGCCUUAGACAGGUGGUGUGCUUUAUAGUAGACUACGUCGUCUUUGCCGAACUUCACCGGUGUUCUGGUAUUCUUCCUCGGUUUUACCACUAUUUUUUCCCAAAACGGGUUUCUCCUGCUCUACCUUCUUCCCACGAUUUUUUGAUAUAAAUCUUUGCCAAAUUUGACAACGACUAUCCCUGGGUCUCUUGCAUUUUUUGCCUAGGAUAAAGACCGCGGGUGGGUAGUAUGUCUACUAACAGGUUUAACAGGUCUAUUCGAUAGACCUGUUUUAAAUCAAAAAUCGGAUGGUGGGUAAUUUUGUGUCCCAAGAUUUAUGGUUGCCGUCGACGAGAUGUGCGCGCAAAAUUUUUUUAAAAUCCUGAUUACGACGUUCGACUAGGUUGGCUCUCAAAUAGUAGGUAAAUCGGAGUUGUCGAACCAUCAGCUCUCCAGCGUUUUAAUUCGUUUAGCAUUUCGUUCGAUAAAAAGCUGUUAUGACAGACACACGCUGGGAUAAUCGAAACGUAAAAAGAAUUCACGUUCUAACGUUUCAGUUAUUUUCUUGGAGGUAGCUGUUCCUAGGGAGUAAGCGUCAGUCCACCUACUAAAAAAGUUGGUCGCUACCAGUAUGCACGAUUUUUCCUUAUUGGAACGUGGGUAUGGGCCCACGAGGUCGACACUGAUAACUUCCCAUGGUUGUCGGGGCGUUCUAGGUUGCAUUGGGACUUGGGUCAUUAAGACGUGCGGUAAGUGAUUUCGUGUAGAUGCAUAUGUGGCACGCAUCAACAUAUAACCUCAUUUCGUUCUUUUGACCUUUCCAAUAAUACCGUUAUUAAACCGCCUAGUACGACUUAAUCCAACCAGGAUGAUUGGAUAAAGCGUGGUACAGAGACAGAUUAAUGACUUAUAAUAGUUGACUAUAGGUCGUAGGUUGUAGCCUAGGUUGUUUGUUUUUAGUUGUUUUUUUUUAAUAGUGUUAAUACUCGUUAUGGCACCCAAAAGAAAAUGCCACUUUCGUGACGAGUUUUCUGCUACUUGGAGUUUUAUUAAAAAAGGAAGAAAUAAAUUUGAAGCAUAUUACUCUUUUUGUAAAAGUUAUUUUCAAGUUGAUCACGGUGAAAAUUUUAACAAAUUCGAUCAUAUUAAAUGUAACAAACAUAAAAAAAAAUGCUCAGUUUAAAUAUACUAGUGAAAAAGUGACCAAAUUUUUUGUAACUCCUGAUACAGAGUAGAAAAUUGAUUAAUGUUUAUAUCGUAAUUUUUCAUCAUAAUAAAUUUAAUUCACUAGCCUGUACCUCAACACUUCAUUCAAAAUUAUUUCCCGACUCAAAAAUUGCUUGUAAAAUUUCAAUUGCACGAACUAAAAGGCACUGCAAUAGUUAAAUACAUUUUAGCUUAACAUACAGUUAAUUUAUUUAAAUCCUAUUUAGAAAAUACAAUUUUCUUUAGU
This is a messenger RNA of Rhopalosiphum maidis (corn leaf aphid), 3594 nucleotides long. Its product is annotated as ribonuclease P protein subunit p30-like. NCBI's taxonomy places the organism in Eukaryota, Metazoa, Arthropoda, Insecta, Hemiptera, Aphididae. Bases 78 to 857 code for a protein of 259 amino acids. Gene Ontology annotation, biological process: tRNA processing. The transcript has 8 exons. Gene Ontology annotation, cellular component: nucleolar ribonuclease P complex. The record is from RefSeq and is a predicted model, not a curated record. Gene Ontology annotation, molecular function: RNA binding.